Molecule: messenger RNA, 249 nt
Organism: Colletotrichum abscissum
Lineage: Eukaryota; Fungi; Ascomycota; Sordariomycetes; Glomerellales; Glomerellaceae
Exons: 1
Coding region: 1-249 (82 amino acids)
Source: RefSeq, a predicted model, not a curated record
AUGAAGACCUCCGCCAUCAUCGCCGUCGCCGCCCAGGCCGCCGCCGUCUUUGCCAACUGCAGCGUCCAGGUCCUCGACGCCAACAACUUCCAGAUCGGCACCGCCUGCAUCCCCAAGGGUGGCCAGGGCUCCGUCCGCUACAACGGCGGCAACUACUUCAUCACCGCCACCUCCAGCUGCGGCCUUGGCUUCAUCAGCACUCAGACCCACCCCGCUGGCUGGCAGCUCAAGCUUCUCGGCAACUGCUAA